Molecule: messenger RNA, 1299 nt
Organism: Daktulosphaira vitifoliae (grape phylloxera)
Lineage: Eukaryota; Metazoa; Arthropoda; Insecta; Hemiptera; Phylloxeridae
Exons: 5
Coding region: 241-951 (236 amino acids)
Molecular function (GO): NAD+ poly-ADP-ribosyltransferase activity; protein binding
Source: RefSeq, a predicted model, not a curated record
UUUCUCUAAUAAUAUUUACGCGCGCAAUGAAAAAGUUGAAUGGGAUUCAAUAAUAAGAUAACAUUUGUCGUCUUAAGGUAACAAGUGUGAAAAAAUGAAAUUAUAUAAAUCAACUAAUAAAUACCUUAUCAGUUGAGUCUGGUAAAUCAAUAAAUUUAAUAUCUCCGACGUUAGAAUCAGAGCUAUUUAGACGCAAAAUAACUGUUCUUUCAUAUUGAAUGAAUCAAUAAUUAGUUUAAAAUGAGUAUUGUUACUCCUGUACUUGAAUCAGAACUUCAUGAAGUUAAAGAAAUUAAAAGGUUAUACGAUUUAUUCGACAUCAAAAGAGUAGAUAGAAUAAUAAAUCCACAGAUGUAUGGUAUAUAUUCAUUGCGUAAGAGCGAGAUGGAGUAUAAUCAUCCUGAUACUCCUGUAAAUGAAUGCAUGCUUUAUCAUGUUACGUCUAAAAGUAAUUUGUUAUCUAUUAUUGAUAACAAUUUAAAUUGGCGACUUUCAUACCGAAAUCGCUAUGGAAAGGGUGUAUGUUUUGCGGAAAGUCCUUUGUAUGCUUAUAAGUAUGCAUCAUGUACUAUUGACAAAAACGAAAAUUUUGACGACAAUAUAAUGUUUAUUUUGCUUAGAAUGGGGUUUCCUAAAGAAGCCGCGAAAAAAGCUAUUUAUUACACCCAAAAUAGAAGUCUAGAGUUGGCUACAAAAUGGCUAUUAAAAAACAUAUGUAAUAGCGACAUUCCUGAGCCUUUUUCAAUGAAAAAUAAUAAUAUGCCUCAUGAUCGAGUUAUGCUAAUAUGUACUGUACUGGUUCAAAAAAUAAAGUAUGUUGAUGUAGAUUACCAUCUAAAAGUUCUGCCCAAUAUGUAUGACACUGCGAUUUCAAAUAACAACAUGGUUUAUGUUAAGUUCAUGGACCAUGAAUAUUUUCCAAAAUAUGUCGCCUAUUUCAAGAAUUUAUAAUAAUUCAAAAUUCAUUUUUAUUAUUUAAAGUUUGUUUUUUUUUUUUUUGAUUUUACACGAGGAAAAGCUGUAAGCCAAACUUAGAUAUAAAUUACACAUUUAGUUCAAAAGUGUAGUAACUUACGUUAAAACAUUGUUCCUUGAAAUAUAAUUAACAUUCGACAAUUUUAGAAAAAAAAAGUUCAAAUUACAACAAUAGUAAUUUUUAUUUUGUCGUGUGCCUUAAUUAACAGUUAGAUUUUAUUUUGUAUGUAUGGUUAAAUAAUUUUAUAGUUUGCAUUCUGAUCCAAACAAAAAAUUCGAAAGUCUGAAUUCAACUAUUUUUUUGAGCUUUGAUUUUUUAUUCUA